AUGGCGGUACAGAUCGGCGACCUGCACUUGUUCAGUCUGCGUGACGGGGUUCCUGGGCUUUUGCGCAGCAAGGACGCGGCCAUAGUGUUUCUGCUCACGCUGGCGUCGCUGUUCACCCGGCUGUACCAGAUCGGGCGGCGACCAAACGUAACGUGGGACGAGGCCCACUUUGGCAAGUUCGGCGCGUACUACAUAAACCACACGUUCUACCACGACGUGCACCCGCCGCUGGCAAAGAUGAUGGUGGCCCUGGCUGAGGUCAUUGCUGGCCACAACGGCACGUUCCGGUUCAGCUCGGGAAAGAAGUACCCCGAGUACGUCGACUACACGCUGAUGCGAGCGCAGAUCGCCAUGUAUGGUGUUGCGCUGGUGCCGCUGGCAUUCCUGACAUGCAUACAGUUCAGGCUGAGCCGGCCCAUGGCAACGCUGGCUGCGGUGUUUGUAUUGUUUGACAAUGCGCUAUGUGUGAUGAGCCGGUUUAUCCUGCUGGACGAGCCGCUGCUGUUUUUCACGGCCCUGACGCUGUGGAGCGCAUCCAACUUCCAGAACCGCAACAAGCACGGGCCGCCGUACACGCGCGCGUGGUGGAGCUGGCUGGGCAUGACGGGGUUCUCGCUUGGCUGCGUGAUGAGCUCAAAGUGGGUCGGCCUGUUCUGUGUCAUCAUGGUCGGCAUUGCCACUGCUGAGGAUUUGGUGCGCAAAUACUGCGACAUGAUGCCGUGGCGCGAGUACGGAAGGCAUUGGGUGGCCCGGGCGCUGUGCCUGAUCCUGAUUCCGCUGCUGGUGUACACGCUCACGUUCUGGAUCCACUUCAAGGUUCUGUACAAGGCUGGCUCAGGCGACUUUAAGAUGCCAGCCAACUUCCAGGCCAACCUGAAGGGCAACAUGCUAAACAGCCAGCCGUACGACAUUGCCUACGGUGCGCUGGUGGAUAUCCGCGCUGUGUACAAUGGCCCUGGCCUGCUUCACUCACACGUGCACCAGUACCCCAAGGGCUCCCGACAGCAGCAGGUUACGUGCUUCCCCCACCGCGACUCCAACAACGUGUGGCAGCUGCGGCGACCGGCAGGGUCACCAGCCAAUUACACGAUCGAUCCGAUUGAUUUUGUGCAGGACGGCGAUAUCAUUCAGCUGACGCACAACCUGACUGGCGCGACGAUCCGCGCGUCCAAGGGCAUCCUAGCGCCGUUGACCGUCAGCCACUAUGAGGUGGCGGCAGAGAACAUCACCCACGCGACAGAUGUUGGGCUGACCAACUGGAAGAUCGAGGUUGUCAAGCAGAAGGCGAGCCGGGCUGGCAAGCGGAUCCAUGCGAUGACAACGGUGUUCCGGCUGCGGCACGAAGACACUGGCUGCAUCAUGCGUGUGGGCGGGCGCAAGCUGCCCGAGUGGGGCUGGCACCAGUCCGAGGUGACGUGUCUGCCCGACAGCACGCGCAAGAAGAACGUGAGGAGCAACGAUGUGCUGUGGUACAUUGAGCACAACACCAACACGCGGCUGGCCAAGGACGAUCUGUCCAAGUACGUGAGCAGCAACUUCAUCGUCGACAUGGUGACGCUGAAUAUCGAGAUGGGCAAGACCAACAAUGCGCUGUCGCCGGACCGCGACAAGUACAACUCGCUGGAGAGCGACCCGUGGUCGUGGCCGCUGCUGACAUUCCCGAUGCGCAUGGUCGGGUGGGGCAACAAGACGAUAAAGUACUACGAGAUCGGCAACCCGAUCCUGUGGUGGGCGUCGGCGCUUGUGUGCUUCCUGUAUCCGUUCCGGCUCCUGUACUUUGUUCUGCGGUGGCAGCGGCAGUGCAACGACUGGCCGCGCAACGGGUUCCGCGAGUUCUGGGACAACAGCAAGUUCCUGUGGGGCGGGUGGGCGCUGCACUACAUUCCGUUCUUCUUGAUGGGCCGUGUCACGUACAUCCACCACUACUUGCCGGCGCUGUACUUUGCGCUGCUGCAGCUGGCGUUUGACAUUGACUUUGCGCUGAAGCGCUGGCGGCGUGGUCGCUAUCUGACUGUGGCGGCGUGGGGCAUUGGUGCAGCUGUGUUUGUCGUGUUUUUGUACUUUGCACCGUUCACCUUUGGGUGGAACAAGCCCAUGAAGGAGCUGGCUGGGCGCCGGUGGCUCAAGACGUGGAACAUCUACGAGGACAUGUAUGACAUGUAG
Messenger RNA from Linderina pennispora, 2163 nucleotides. Its product is annotated as PMT-domain-containing protein. Bases 1 to 2163 code for a protein of 720 amino acids. The record is from RefSeq and is a predicted model, not a curated record. NCBI's taxonomy places the organism in Eukaryota, Fungi, Kickxellomycota, Kickxellomycetes, Kickxellales, Kickxellaceae. Gene Ontology annotation, molecular function: dolichyl-phosphate-mannose-protein mannosyltransferase activity. Gene Ontology annotation, biological process: protein O-linked glycosylation via mannose. Gene Ontology annotation, cellular component: endoplasmic reticulum; membrane. The transcript has a single exon.